AAGGCUGAAGCUGUCAGUCAAGCUUGAGUUGAGCUCACGGCUCCCGUAUAUACUGGGUUUGCGCGUCCUGCAGCUUCCCCUGCAGGCAGGCAGCUGCAGAGGAGGUCUCGUCUCGUAUAUAGCAGGCAGCUCUCACUCUCAGCCGGCGAUACUACUACUAGCUAGCCAGGGGCAUCAGCGCGUGGGUGGGUUUUGCUCCUGCUCGGCGCUCGCUUCGCCUUCGGUUGCUGCCACACCUCCCGUCCUGCCCCUACGCCGCCGCCGGGAUGAUGGGAGGAGGGUCGCUGGUGCUGGAUCAGCGCAUGCCGGCGGACGACGACAAGGCCCUCUUCGGCGAGUGCUUCCUCGGCGAGGGCGACCUCGUCAGCCCGGCACCGGCGCACGACGACAUGAUGAUGAGCUUCGUCCCCGACGGCGACGAGAGCGACGACGACGACGUGGGCGGCAUCGAGGAGCUGGAGCGCCGCAUGUGGCGCGACCGCCUGCGCCUCAGGCGCCUCAAGGAGCAGCAGCAGCAGCAGCAGACUGGCGGCAAGGAGGAGGCGCCGCCGCGGCCCCGGCAGUCGCAGGAGCAGGCGCGGCGCAAUCGCAAGAAGAUGUCCCGCGCGCAGGACGGCAUCCUCAAGUACAUGCUCAAGAUGAUGGAAGUCUGCAACGCGCAGGGCUUCGUCUACGGCAUCAUCCCGGAGAACGGCAAACCCGUCACCGGCGCCUCCGACAACCUCCGAGCCUGGUGGAAGGAGAAAGUCCGCUUCGACCGCAACGGCCCCGCGGCCGUCGCCAGGUACCAGGCCGACAACGCCGCGCCGGGCGGGGGCGCCGCAGUGGCCGCCGCGCCGGCAGGGCCACACUCCCUGCACGAGCUGCAGGACACCACGCUGGGCUCGCUGCUCUCGGCGCUCAUGCAACACUGCGACCCGCCGCAGCGACGCUUCCCGCUCGACAAGGGCGUGCCGCCGCCGUGGUGGCCGCAAGGCGCAGAGCCGUGGUGGCCCGAGGCCGGCGUGCCCGGGGAGCUGGGCCCGCCGCCGUACAGGAAGCCGCACGACCUCAAGAAGGCCUGGAAGGUGGCCGUGCUCACCGCCGUCAUCAAGCACAUGUCCCCCGACAUCGACAAGGUCCGGCGCCUCGUGCGCCAGUCCAAGUGCUUGCAGGACAAGAUGACUGCCAGGGAGAUCGUCCAAUGGCUCGCCGUGCUCAAGCAGGAGGAGGACCUGCACCUCGUGCAGCAGCACCCGCCCGGCGCCCUCCCCACGCUGUCCUCCAACGCCGCCGCCGCCGUGCUCCCGUUCAGCGCAAGCUCCGGUGAGUACGACGUGGACGGUGCCGACGACGGCGAAGAGACCGACGGCCGGAACUCGAUGAAGCCGGCCUGCAACAACGCACCCGCGUUCGUGGACCUUUCGUCGUCCAUGGAUGCUAUUGCUAGCAGGUUCCUCAUGCCGGCGGCGGCGCUGAUGAAGGAGGAGACCGCCGACACCGCCGAGUUGUUCCACAAGAGGACCGCGCCGGCCGGCGUGGAGCCGGAGCUGAUGCUGAGCAACAGCUUCCGCGCCUACACCUGCGGCAACGCGCAGUGCCCGCACAACAGCAGCGCGCACGGGUUCCUCGACCGCGGCGCGCGCAACGCCCACCAGUACACCUGCGAGUUGGACUUCAACUUCAACACCCCCGCCGCCGAUAACAACAAGCAGCUGGCACCGCCGCCAGGUCGUCAGGCCGUCGACUUGGAGUUGCACGUCGACGGCCAAAGGUCGCUGGCCGAGCUGAUGGAGAUGUACGACGCCAACGUGGGUGCGCCCCGGAGCCUGAGCGGCAUCGACGACACGGGCGCCGCCCCCGCCGGCGUGCAGGUGUCCGGCGGCCCAUUUCUGACGCCCUGGCUAUUUGGCGGUGCCACUGCAACCAACGGCGUGAUGCCGCCGCCGCCGCUGCAGCAGCAGCAGAGCGCGGGGUUCUACGUCCGUGACGAUGCGCUGCCGCCGUUCAGCGACAUCGCCGCCGCGUCGCCGGAGUUGAGGUUCAGUUCAGGUCUGAACGUGCCAGGAAGCACUGCGCAUUACGGCGGUGCAUCGCAGCUGCAGCAACAGCACAAGCCCGCGGGAUCCAAUUGGUUCUACUGAGUACUGACUAACUGCUGCAUUAGAAUCAUGGACAAGAUGGAGCUUGCUAGUUUCUCAUUAUGUCAUUACAAUCCAAGAUAGUUCUGCUUGUAUAAGAUUUGGGUACUGAUGAUGUAGCUGCAGACGGCUCAUGCCAUCCAAUCUUGUUCAGUUCGUUAGCUUUUAAUCAAAUCCUGUUCAGCAGCAGUGACGAGCUCAGUUUCAGAAAGCCAAGACACUACUGUAUUACCCUGCUUAAUAACCAAGCUAAAUUGGUAGCCAA
This is a messenger RNA of Panicum virgatum (switchgrass), 2385 nucleotides long. RefSeq names its product protein ETHYLENE-INSENSITIVE 3-like 2. The transcript has a single exon. Bases 267 to 2123 code for a protein of 618 amino acids. Gene Ontology annotation, cellular component: nucleus. The record is from RefSeq and is a predicted model, not a curated record. Gene Ontology annotation, molecular function: DNA binding; DNA-binding transcription factor activity. NCBI's taxonomy places the organism in Eukaryota, Viridiplantae, Streptophyta, Magnoliopsida, Poales, Poaceae.